AUGGCCCUAAAGGCACCCUCUCAGGCCACUCUCCCACAGGCAGGGCCGAGGGGCUGGGAAGUAGGUGACCCAGCCGAGGGUCUGUGCUCUCUCCGCAGACGGAGCAUGAAGCGGAAGGCACUGUUCACCUGUCCCUUCAAUGGAGACUGCCGCAUCACCAAGGACAACCGCCGCCACUGCCAGGCCUGCCGGCUCAAGCGCUGUGUGGACAUCGGCAUGAUGAAGGAGUUCAUCCUGACUGAUGAAGAGGUGCAGCGGAAGCGGGAGAUGAUCCUCAAGAGGAAGGAAGAGGAGGCCUUGAAGGACAGCCUGCGGCCGAAGCUGUCCGAAGAGCAGCAGCAUAUCAUCGCCAUCCUGCUGGACGCCCACCACAAGACCUAUGACCCCACCUACGCCGACUUCAGCCAGUUCCGACCUCCGGUUCGAGAGGGUGAGAAUGAAGGGAACCAUCCCUCAGGGCCUUGGUUGAUACACACGCCCAGCUUCUCUGCAAACUCAUCCUCCUCCUUCUCAGAUCGCUACACCUCCUCUCCAGAUACGAUGGAGCCAACGGGCUUCUCCAACCUGGAUCUGAGUGAAGAAGACUCUGAUGACCCUUCUGUGACCCUGGACCUGUCCCAGCUCUCCAUGCUGCCCCACCUGGCUGACCUGGUCAGUUACAGUAUCCAAAAGGUCAUCGGCUUUGCCAAGAUGAUCCCAGGGUUCAGAGACCUCACGCCUGAGGACCAGAUCGUGCUGCUGAAGUCAAGUGCCAUUGAGGUCAUCAUGCUGCGCUCCAACCAGUCGUUCACCAUGGACGACAUGUCCUGGACCUGCGGCAGCCCUGACUACAAGUACCAAGUCAGUGACGUGACCAAAGGUGCGGCUGGGCUCUGCCUCCUCCUGCCCUGGCUCCACCCCUCCUGGCGUCAUGGGCCCCACCAGGCACAUCAGAGGGAGUGA
Messenger RNA from Physeter macrocephalus (sperm whale), 942 nucleotides. RefSeq names its product vitamin D receptor. Gene Ontology annotation, biological process: multicellular organism development; negative regulation of transcription by RNA polymerase II; positive regulation of transcription by RNA polymerase II. Gene Ontology annotation, cellular component: nucleus. Gene Ontology annotation, molecular function: nuclear receptor activity; zinc ion binding; vitamin D response element binding. Bases 1 to 942 code for a protein of 313 amino acids. The transcript has 6 exons. The record is from RefSeq and is a predicted model, not a curated record. NCBI's taxonomy places the organism in Eukaryota, Metazoa, Chordata, Mammalia, Artiodactyla, Physeteridae.